Gallus gallus (chicken) is the source of this 3117-nucleotide messenger RNA. It is a transcript of the gene RIT1, whose product is annotated as Ras like without CAAX 1. Gene Ontology annotation, cellular component: plasma membrane. The transcript is spliced from 5 exons. The coding region runs from base 176 to 817 and encodes 213 amino acids. NCBI's taxonomy places the organism in Eukaryota, Metazoa, Chordata, Aves, Galliformes, Phasianidae. The record is from RefSeq and is a predicted model, not a curated record. Gene Ontology annotation, biological process: Ras protein signal transduction. Gene Ontology annotation, molecular function: GTPase activity; calmodulin binding; GDP binding.
GGGGUCGCCGCCUGAGCUCCGCGCCGGGCCGUGCGGCGGCGGCGGCGGCGUGAGAUGCGUCGCGGAGCGGCCUGAGGUGAGCGGGGAGCGGAGCGGCGGGGCCGCGCGAAGGGCCGCCGGGCUCACGCCGUUUUCCUCCCCCCUCAGGGGCGGCGCUUCGCUCGGUGCUGAGGAGAUGGACGCCGGGGCCCGGCCGGGCGGCGCGGGGCAGCCCCGCGAGUACAAACUGGUGAUGUUGGGCGCCGGCGGCGUCGGAAAGAGCGCCAUGACGAUGCAGUUCAUCAGCCACCGCUUUCCCGAGGACCACGACCCGACCAUCGAGGAUGCCUACAAGAUACGGAUACGCAUCGAUGACGAACCUGCCAACCUGGACAUCCUGGAUACGGCGGGACAGGCAGAGUUCACGGCCAUGAGGGACCAGUACAUGAGGGCUGGAGAGGGGUUUAUCAUCUGCUACUCCAUCACGGAUCGACGCAGCUUCCACGAAGUGCGUGAAUUCAAGCAGCUCAUCUAUCGUGUCCGGCGCACCGACGACACCCCCGUGGUUCUGGUGGGGAACAAAUCCGACCUGACGCAGCUGCGGCAGGUCUCCAAAGAAGAAGGCUCUGCCUUAGCACGAGAAUUCAACUGCCCUUUCUUUGAAACUUCUGCUGCGUACCGUUACUACAUUGACGAUGUGUUCCACGCUCUGGUGCGAGAGAUCCGCAGGAAAGAGAAAGAAGCAGUGAUGGCAAUGGAAAAGAAAUCCAAACCCAAAAGCAGCGUUUGGAAAAGACUGAAAUCCCCGUUCAGGAGGAAGAAGGAUUCGGUCACUUGAAGGGAAGAACUCCUCUGGAAGAGAAAACCUGGGAGCAGCCACUCGGAACCAAAGCGGUUGAAUGACAACGUUUCAGCAGUAGGUUUAAGGACUGAUGGGACUUCUGAGAGGGGGAGCAUCACUUUCACCCGUUAUUAUUGCUUAAAACGGUAUUCUCUUAGUUCUGGAUGUUUAACUUGGGACACAGUAACAAUUGGACUUCUGUUUGUUGUCAUUUUUAGACCGGAUUCUCAAAAUACUGCUUGUAUGUGGGUUACAGAUGCUGGUAGGUUUCUGACACUGCACUUUGGAAUGUUUGGUCACUGCAUACUGGAAGUCUGAGUUGUUUUAAGGGGAAAAAAGAUGCUGAAUUUCUACCCAGCUUAACUUAACUUCAUUCUGUUUCUCAGUUGUCUGCACCACAGAACGCUGCUGCGUUCCUGAGCAGUCCCUCCCAUCACCAUCAGAGGAGGAUUUUGUUGAGGUUCUGAUGGAAAAUACUCAGCGAAGUGUGUGACAGCGCAGCCCGGGCUGCGUGCGGAUGGCAGCGAGGGGAGAUGUGUGCUUUGUUCUCUUGGAAAAGGGUUUUUCUAGCAAAAAGUUCACCUGAAUGAGCAGUGAACUCCCAGUGUGGUGGUUGGGAUCCUCAGCAGGUCAGAAACAGCAAAUUAUUGUUCUCUGGCAGCUGUAACUUGGCAGCAGUGCGUGGACAUGUAGCAUCGUCCCUCCAUUUAGCAUUGAUGGCGUUGUUGGAGUGUUUGUGAUGAGCUGGAAACUGCAGCUUUGGAUUUUCUGACUUGUUUGUUGAAAUCGUAGCUGUGAUGGUGCAGUGGCAUAUUUAUUUACGUUCACUUUUGUAUGGUUGUCUUAAAGGAGACAGUAUUAUUGAGUAGGAGUCUCUAACGUAGUCAUUUCAGAUUAAUCUGUGAUAACUGCUUUGUAAAGAAGACUGAAAGCGAGGCAAUGGGGCCAGAACUGAUAUCCCUGAUGCUGCUGAGGUUCUUCAGUGCUGCCUUCAAGGUGGGAUCAGCAGAAGGGAGCAGUGAGUGGGGCACAGCAGCAGCACUGCUGGGCAUUCCCACCCAACCAUCAGCACAGCCUUCCUCCUUGGGGAUGAUUUUACACAUACACUGCUUAUAGGAUUUCAAUCCGGAGCUGUUGUCGCAGUACAAAAUGCUCACGGAGAGGUGGAUGUUAUUUUUUAACUGAUAGAGAAAAUCGUAGGUGACUCAGAUGGGUUUAAAUGCCUUUCUCAGAGCGUGAAGUGCCUCGAGUCUCUCUGAUAAAGAGCUCAGCAGACUGUAAGUGCAGUAUUACUCAAAUGCUUCUCUUAAUUGUUGAUCCUCCGUGUCAGUCGCUGUUAAUCUUACUGACCAAAAGGCCCUGCAGUGCCUCUCGGUGUGCUGCAGUGUGCCAUCACAACUGAAUCAAGUUGGUAGAAUGGAUGUGUAAAAAGAUCCGGCACAAAAAGUGAAGAUAAUGAAUAUACAGACCUUUAGGCUUUCUUCUUUCUACACUCCUUGUGUAAGAUACCACUGGAACUUCUGUGCCUGGUGCUUCUAAGGGUAUUUUCUUUGUGUAAGGUUUUAAGAAGAAUCUGUCAUGAGGAACUGGAGAGGGGUGAAUGGUUGGAUGUGUUUGUAGCUAAGCUCAGCAUUGGAAUGGAUUUCUGCUUCUCCCUUCCUUCCAGAACUGCAGUGUUAGGCUGUGCUGGUAAUCAUCACCGAUGGCAGAGCAGAGGGAACGAUUGGGGUUGCUGGGAAUGUCAGAGCUCUCCUCAGUUCACCAUGAAUUCACCAUGAACCACAGCCUGCAGUUGUGCUGUCUUUAUUGUGGUUACUGGUGUGGAACUGCAGGUCUGUGAGUCACUCCCUGUUGGAUUAAAUGCCAUCUAAAACUGAUAGAUAGAAGCCAGGGACAGCGGCAGGGUUAGGGUUGGGGUUGGGGUUGGGGUCAGGAUUAGGGUUGGGAGCGGCGCUGAUGGAUCCGCUCCUCCAGGAGCAGUUCUGAUUCCUUUGUGGCAAUGAUUACUUCCAAUCUCAGGCUGUGUGCUGGGAGCUGAGCAGGCCCAGUUCUCCCCAUCCCCUGUCUGUAAUGUCUGUGCCUUACAUGAUCCCUUCAAUGCAACAUAUAUGUUUACUAAUGCCUUUUAUGAGCCUGUUGCUUCUAGAAUUACUAAACCAGAACAGCAGCAAGCACUUUUUUUCUUUUUUUUACAGUGUUAUUCAAAAGAAAAAAAAAAAAGUUUUAUUUUUGUCAUGUAUAAAUUUGUACACGGGAUUAUCGUUUUAUGUGACACAAUAUAGAGUUUUUAAUACAAA